This is a messenger RNA of Clonostachys rhizophaga, 1818 nucleotides long. NCBI's taxonomy places the organism in Eukaryota, Fungi, Ascomycota, Sordariomycetes, Hypocreales, Bionectriaceae. The record is from the annotation of a GenBank genome assembly.
AUGGCCAGCUUCUCCCUCACAGAGCCAAACUCCCGCGAGCUGUCCGGCGGAGAUCUCCUCGCCCAGAGCCUCAGACAGGCAGGAGUAGAGGUAGCCUUCGGUCUCCACGGAGGCCAUCUGGACGCAUUCCUCGUGGGCUGCGAGCUGGCCAAGAUCCGGCUCGUCGACACGCGCCACGAGACAGUCGCCGUCCAGGCCGCCGAGGCCUAUGCCAAGUUCAGCAGCAAGAUCGGCGUCUGUUUCGUAACCGCCAACAGCGGCCAGGUGGUGACCGGGAAGAGCAGCUUCGGAAACGGUCUCCCGGGACUGGCGACUGCAUUAGCCGAUCGCUCCCCGAUCCUCUGCAUCACCUCGUCUCCUCCCUUGCGAGACAACGAGACCAAUUGCCUCCAGGGCAUCAUCGACCAGGUUGUUGCUGCAAAGCCUCUGACGAAGCUCGCUGUCCGGGUGACGAAUGCGGAGGAGACCCCGAGGCUGGUUUCUCAUGCUAUCCGGACAGCUUUGUCUGGCACACCAGGCCCGGUUCUGCUCGAUUUCCCAAUCGAUGUUCUCUUCUCUCCUAUCCACAAGCCUCUCAUCUCCUGGGGGUCCAUAUCUUCACCCUCCACGUAUGGGCCGGGAGUCAACACAGAGGCAGUGAAAGAAGCAAGGAAGAUUCUUGAAUCGUCAUCCCGCCCAGUUGUUAUCGCAGGGUCUGGAGCAACUUCUGUUAGUGCCAGAGACGAGCUGGUCAAGUUCUCCAAAGCGUAUCAUGUUCCUGUAUUCGAUACGCUUAAAUAUAGUGUAUCAACCAUCCCUCCAGACUCCCAAUUUUCCGGUGGAUCAGCCGACAAGCUUGCCUAUCUCCAAAUACUCGGCAAGAAACGCCCCGAUCUCGUCCUCCUUCUCGGGGCCAGAACCGGAAUGUUCCUCGGAGGGAGAGCUGGGGGGAUCAUACCCCCAGACUGCAAGCUCAUCCAAGUGGAUGUAGAUGGCGGAGAAAUCGGCCGCGUGCUGCCUGUGGCUCUGGGAGCCGUCAGUGACUGCGGCCAAUUCCUCGCUGCCAUGAACUCCAUCAACCAGGAUAGCACAUCUCCAAGCCAAGUUGACGAGGAAUGGGUCAAAGAUGUCCUUUCCCUUCGGCACAUGCCCUCUCCCUUUGAGAAAGCUCCGCCGCUACAGCCUUCCAACCGUCUUCACCCGUACCACGCCUUGAAGAGUGUCUUUUCCAGCGUCGAGCCCGGAUCCAUCGUCAUCUUGGACGGCGGCGAGGCCGGGCUCUGGGGCGCGGACACACUGGCCGCAUGUUCUCCCAGCGCAGUCGUUAAGUCAACCGGGAAUCUCGGAUUCCUCGGCAACGGCUUCGGUCACGCCCUGGGCGCAGCCGUCGCAUCUCCCGACCGCUGGGUGGUCAGCAUCCAGGGCGACGGGUCUGCGGGAUUCCACCUCAUGGAGCUGGACACGUACAAGCGGCACGGCCUGAACAUCCUGACGGUCGUGGUGAACAACUACGCCUGGGGGAUGAGCUUGAACGGCCAGGAUAUGGUGUACGGCGGGGAUGAGUCCGCGCGGCCGAUCUCGUCGCUGAGCGAGGGGGCCGAGUAUGACCAGGUUGCGAGGGCGCUGGGGAAUGGCAGUGCGAAGCUGGAGAGGAUCGAGGAUAUCCCCGAGGUGAUUCGGCGGCUUCAGGGGCAGGCUGGGCCGAGUGCUGUGAAUCUGAUCGUGGACAGGUCGCCGACUCAUCCAGGGACGGAGGCAAUGGUUGGGGACACGAAGGACCGGAAGAAGGUUGUAGUUCCUUAUUACGACAACUUGCCGAGGAUCACGUACAGUGAGUAG